Molecule: messenger RNA, 618 nt
Organism: Candidula unifasciata
Lineage: Eukaryota; Metazoa; Mollusca; Gastropoda; Stylommatophora; Geomitridae
Source: the annotation of a GenBank genome assembly
GUUGAAGAGUUAAAGGAUCUAGAAAGGAAAAUGAAUGUGGGACUGGAGAAGCUGGCGGAGGCUUCUGAAUCAGUGGAUCAGCUAAGCAAAGAGUUGGUGGUCAAAGAAAAGGAUUUAGAGGUGGCUAACAAAGCUGCCGACAAGAUUGUAGCAGAAGUAGCUGUGAUGGCAGAAGCUGCCGAGAAAGUCAAGGCCUCUGUGCAGAAGGUUAAGGACAGAGCUCAGCAUAUUGUGGAUGAGAUUGCUGCAGACAAAGCUGUUGCCAUGAUCAAACUGGAGGCAGCAAAGCCUGCUCUUGAAGCAGCAGAGGAGGCUUUGAAGACAAUCAAAGCAUCUGAUAUUGCCACGGUGAAAAAACUGGGGAAGCCUCCACACUUAAUCACCAGGAUCAUGGACUGCUGUUUGAUCCUUUUCAGAAGGAGAGUUGAUUUUCUGGAACCUGACCCAGAAAGGCCAUGUCCCAAGCCAUCCUGGCAAGAGGCUAUGAAGCUUAUGGGGCAGAUGAGUUUUCUACAACAGUUGGUGGAUUUUCCUAAGGACACAAUUACUGGAGAAAUGGUGGAGUUAAUGGAGCCUUAUAUGCGGAUGGAAGAUUACACAUAUGAAUCUGCACUGAAG